CAUUGAAGAACGUAACCGAAGGCACCCUUCUUUGAAAAUUCUUUGAUAUCUGCGUCAUAAAAUACUCUUCAUAUCAAUCUUACAAAAUUUUGAAUUCGAUAAAGACUGGAGAAAGUAGACAACAAUAUUACUCUGUAAUUUGGCAAAGUUGUGUCGGCGAAGAUUUUGUUGGACUCUUUUUCUCGGACCGAAAUAACUGGAUCCAGUGGAUCAAUCAGCAUGCAAUGGAGUCAGACAUUCUUCAAGACCAUUCAGUUGCCUCUCAAGAUACUGCUAUUGUGAAAUCGGGAAAAUGGCUUCGUGAUUUUGUCACUAAAUGGAUAGCUUGAAAAACAUUUUUACCGCGUAAUUCGAACGUUUCCAAAGAAUUGGUUGUCUUUCAUAUUUUAUAGUCGUUAUCUUUGUUACGGAAUUUUGUGGAUCUAUCUGUGGCCUAGAAUUUUAGAGAACUUUAGAAGGAAUGACCUCCCACGCACCCGCACGAACGAUCUGCACCGGAAGCUCAGUUUCCAGCGCGUUCUCUGCGUUGCAUCUUCUAAGGAGUUACAGCUUGUUCGCGCCAUCCUCAGACCUGUGUAGAUACGAGCCGUACAAUUCCAGAGACUAUAAUUUGGGGGAGCCUGACAUUCUAGCAAGUUCUAGUGCAAGAGAUACUACGAUUAGACGAACGCCAUCUCCACUAUCACCUUCAGCGUUGUCUUCGAGUUUCUCCCUUCCGGGUUCCCUACUUCCACCACCAUUUUUAUCAAGCGUGCCGCCUUUGAUGCAAUCUAUAAGCGUGCCACAACCGUUCUCGAAUGUUAAUGCUGGUGGCAUGGUGACCCGUCACUUUUUGGGUACAAACGGAAUCACGAGCGCGCAACGACGACCCAGGAGUGAAAAAAAGCCGAUUCCCGACGAUCAGAAGGAUGAGAAAUAUUAUGAAAGACGCAAACGUAAUAAUCAGGCCGCGAAAAAGUCUAGGGAUGCUCGAAAAAUUCGGGAGGACCAUAUCGCAUUACGGGCGACGAUGCUGGAGCAUGAGAACGCGAUUUUGAAGGCACAGAUAAUAACACUUCGAGAGGAAGCGCAAUCGUUGAGACACAUGUUAAUUAAACAACAAACGCCAGCAUUACAAUCGAUCCAACGCUCGAUCACGUCUAUAGCACCUGUUACAUUGUCACCACCGCAUUCUAAGCCGACUUUAGAUUGCCAGAUCUAAAAUUAAUUCAAUCCAAAUAAAAUACAAACGAAUUUUCGUUUGCGUGAAGUACGACGAUUCAUCGGACACGUCCCUGUGACGAAAAUGUUUUCAAAACAAUGGUUUCAUUUAUUAUUCGUACUAGCUCAUACGUUAGCACUGUUAACAAACUCGAUUAUAAGUCUACAAGUCACAAGUUGAGAAAUUUGAAAUUCGCACGUAAAACACGUCAAGAACGGCAAAAACUGGUGUCCCUCGAAAAUGUCAGCGUGACAUUUUCGGACGAAUUUUCAUUUCUCGGAAUUAUAUAGUCAAUUUGUAAAUAGUUAAAUGAUAUAUUUAUUUUAUAACUGUUGACGAAUAAAUAAUCUACGCAUUACGAAUAAAUUAGUCUUAUCUUUAUGUAGCUAGCGCUCGAAAUAGAUCACAUUGAGAGUGUCUCACGAAUAUUUCUAAUAAACAAAUACAUAUAUCUAUGUA
Megalopta genalis is the source of this 1660-nucleotide messenger RNA. RefSeq lists its product as uncharacterized. The record is from RefSeq and is a predicted model, not a curated record. Gene Ontology annotation, biological process: regulation of transcription by RNA polymerase II. Gene Ontology annotation, molecular function: RNA polymerase II cis-regulatory region sequence-specific DNA binding; DNA-binding transcription factor activity, RNA polymerase II-specific. Lineage: Eukaryota; Metazoa; Arthropoda; Insecta; Hymenoptera; Halictidae. Gene Ontology annotation, cellular component: nucleus.